AUGUAGUUCGUCUUCAGCUCGACUGUCAAGUCUUUUAACAAAAUAACUCCCCCAGGAUUUUUAAAAAAUCAAAAAUGAAAUUCAUCAUCCUCUUGUCCGUUUUGGUUGUUGUCACCCAACAACAAUACAAUCAACAAUUCAUGGUGCCUCGAUCCUGGUUGCCAUUCUCUUAUCACCAGUCAUCCCAUUAUGAUGCGGAUCCUCAGCAACACGGAAUUUACGACUAUUCACCCUACAAUCGUCUGGGACCAGUAUUCAUCUAUAAUGACGAUGAGACAACCGGAUCGAUGCCGAUGGAAAACCAGCAGUACGUGGUGAACCAACACCAACGAUAUGUCGAGCCCAGGGUCAAAGACUAUGGACCACACCGAAAAUUUCUCAAGUCGAUCCAGCAACAGAAAUUCCUGUUCGGAAGUAGCACCAGUCAGCAGCCGUUCACCAAGACGGCCACGUUCUUCAUCACAUCCACUUGCACAGCUCUAACCGUUUCUUCGUGCAUUCCACGUCUCAAUUUACUUCCGGCUGCUCCGGCCGCUGUGCCCAACUGUCGACGCAAGCGCGAAUUCAACCCGGGUCAUCUCGGAGAAAACGACAACGGCCAAUUCUCCAUCACGCCCAGCCAAGUGCGGAUGAUGUAUCCUACCGCGCUGCCGGAUGCCACCACGAAAGAUAAUAACCGAAGGAUUGAUAUCGUUUCGUCGAAAGAAGACAACAUCAUGGACAUCACCUACGCAUCCGGAAAAGGAAUUUCCAUCUCCAGUAAGGAACCCAUCAUGAAUCAUGGACGAUUCCUGCCCUGGUAUUUCUUGACAUCGGUGACUAAAACUACCUGGGGGGUUGUCUCCAGUGUCUUUACCAGCACAUACGUUCCAGCGGUGAACUUGAACUGUUUGCCGCCCAGUUACAUCAUCUGUCCGGAAGCUGGAAAAUAAGCAAUUCCAACUGGUUUUUGGU
Daphnia pulicaria is the source of this 954-nucleotide messenger RNA. RefSeq lists its product as uncharacterized. The transcript is spliced from 5 exons. NCBI's taxonomy places the organism in Eukaryota, Metazoa, Arthropoda, Branchiopoda, Diplostraca, Daphniidae. The record is from RefSeq and is a predicted model, not a curated record. The coding region runs from base 75 to 932 and encodes 285 amino acids.